AUGGCCGCGAAUCUCCGGUGUACCGGGGCUCAUAUCGAUAACGAGAGCGAAUACGUGGACGUGGCCAGCGACGCGAGGAUCGCUUCGGUCGGCCACGAGGCGAUGGACGGCCGAGGCAGGAUGAAGUUUAGGAAGCUAUUUCGCAGCCGAAUGUCGCGAGCCGUCGUUUCCUCGACGAAGUCGAAGCAGUGCGCCAGGAAGCAGGCGACCAGAGUCAGGAAAUGCAUGUGUCUGCCAUCCAAUUACGCCCUCGUUGAAUUCCCCGUGGUCUGGGCCGAACUCAGAGCGAAUCAACAAUUGUGCGACGGUGCGAUCCGAUGCGCCAGGGACCACGUUUUCCCGGUCCAUCGCGCCAUAUUGUCAGCGGUCAGUCCGUACUUCAAGGCGCUUUUCAUCAACAGCCUGAAAGGCGGGAAGAGCGAGACCACCGAGGUCGCGAUCGACUCCGUUCCCGGCGAAAUUUUCAGCCUGAUCCUCGAUUACGCGUACACAGGCACGUGCACCGUAAACGCGGACAACGUGGAGCAAUUGUUACCAUUGGCCGAUCAAUUCGAGGUCCUCGGUGUUGUACAGCUGUGCUGUCAGUUCCUGCUGCAGGAAUUAAGGCCCGAGAAUUGCUUAGGUAUCUUUAAAUUCGCCCGUCACUAUUUCUGCCGCGACCUGGAAGAGAAGGGCCGGAAAUACAUUCGUCAUCACUUUAAGCGGAUACUGCAAGACAGCGCGGAAUUCAAAGAGCUCACCAGCGAGGAACUCGAGGCGAUCAUACGCGACGACGAGCUGAACGUUAAAAGCGAGGAAAUAGUUUUCGAGGCCGUUAAAACCUGGACCGAGCACAACGUCGAAGAAAGAAAGCCCUGUUUGCCGAGGCUCUUGAAAUGCGUGCGCUACGGUUUGAUGAGCUACCCGUUCUUCACGAACAGCGUUCUCGCGUGGAGGCUCGUCGAGGAGGAUGAACUCUGCCAGGAAGUAGUCGUCCACGCAAACGCGUACUUGAGCGAGCAGGAUGCGAAGCAGGGCGAGAUCGAUCUGAAGAACCCUCUGUCGAGGCCACGGAUCCCCUACGAGAUCCUGUUCACGGUGGGCGGCUGGAGCGCCGGUUCCCCGACGAACUUCAUGGAGACGUACGACACAAGAGCUGACAGAUGGUUUCUAUCAGUGAACACGGACGCCACGCCGAGGUCGUACCACGGACUCUGCGCCCUCGACAAUCUCAUCUACAUGAUCGGCGGCUUCGACGGCAACCAGCACUUCAACACGGUCAGAUGCUUCGACCCCAUCGCCAAGGAGUGGCACGAACGGGCGUGCAUGUACCACUCCAGGUGCUACGUCAGCGUUUGCACCCACGGUGGGAAGGUUUACGCUCUCGGCGGUUACAACGGCCACACAAGAAUGAGCUCCGGGGAACGUUACGAGCCGCAGAGGAAUCAAUGGGAGAUGAUACCGUCGAUGCAUCUGCAGAGGUCAGACGCCAGCGCGGCCGCGCUGCACGAUAAGAUUUAUAUCGUCGGCGGUUUCAACGGCCGGGAAGUUCUGAAUUCCGCCGAGGUCUUUGACGUGGAGACCAAUCAGUGGAGUUACAUUCAUUCGAUGAACAAUCCGCGAUCCGGGAUGUGUCUGGUCGCAUUCCGCGACAGCCUCUACGCUCUGGGUGGCUUCGACGGUUUCACCAGACUCAGUUCCGGGGAACGGUACAAUCCGAAUCAUUCCCAGGACUGGCACGCGGUUCCAGAAAUGUUCAGCCCCAGGAGCAAUUUUGCCACGGCCAUCUUGGACGACAUGAUUUUCGUCGUUGGCGGUUUCAACGGUUCCACGACGGUCGCGUACGCAGAAUGCUACGAUGCAGACAGCAACGAGUGGUACGAUGCAUCGCCGAUGAAUCUCAGUCGAAGUGCACUGAGUGCAUGCGUUAUAGCGGGUCUGGCCAAUGCACGAGAAUACUCUUAUCAGGGCAAAGCUCGAGAUCUCGGUCAAGAACAAGCAUCGUCCGAGAAUCAGGAGAAAACGAACCAAGGGGGCGAGGGGGCGGCAGAAACGAACGACAUUUCCGUCGAGGAUGAAGAAACGGUGAACUUCGAGGACCACGAUCAAGGGGAAAGCGACAUGAAUGAGAUGGCCGAGAGCGUUGGCAAUUUUUAA
Messenger RNA from Colletes gigas, 2136 nucleotides. Its product is annotated as kelch-like protein 10. The transcript is spliced from 10 exons. Gene Ontology annotation, molecular function: protein binding. Bases 1 to 2136 code for a protein of 711 amino acids. The record is from RefSeq and is a predicted model, not a curated record. NCBI's taxonomy places the organism in Eukaryota, Metazoa, Arthropoda, Insecta, Hymenoptera, Colletidae.